UGUCACUUUCCUCAUCCCACCUUCCUCUCAACACCAUCCCUCUCUCAUACUUUCCUGUUUUCUCCCUUUCUUUCUUUUUUGUGUGUCCUUUAUCUGAUGUUUGGCCAUGUCCUCCUCUUCAGAAUCACCAUCUGUCUCCUUCUCUCUCUCCCUCCCACACAAACACUCACACACUUUUGCCACAUGACAAAAGACGUUCUAUUUUUGCUCCCCAAACAGCUUUUUUCUGAUGUGGUCGUUAACUAAUUAAAGUUCUGCAUGUGUUGGCUGGAUGGAUCAGCUGUGAAAACAGCUCACAAAGUUUUAUCACUUAUGCUUCGUCUGGGAUUGGAUUCAAACUGUGGAUUAAUUUAUUUUAUGAGAAGCUCAAAUGAGUUUCUGAAGCGGCGACACAGCGACGGGUGACUGAAGGAGCGGCCAGCUGCAGCCUAUCUGAAGAUGUCUGAUAAUGGGGAGGUCGAGGACAAGCCUCCAGCUCCUCCCAUGAGGAACACCAGCACCAUGAUCGGCUCCUGCAACAAGGACCCCACGCCCCUGAACCACGGCUCCAAGCCGCUGCCGCCCAACCCGGAGGACAAGAAGAAGAAAGACCGCUCCAUCCGAUUCAUCCUCACUGGGAGCGAUAAGACCUAUAAGAAGAAGGAACGUCCUGAGAUUUCUCUACCGUCAGACUUUGAGCACACCAUCCACGUCGGUUUUGAUGCUGUUACUGGGGAGUUUACUGGCAUGCCGGAGCAAUGGGCCCGUCUGCUGCAGACGUCCAACAUCACCAAACUGGAGCAGAAGAAGAAUCCUCAGGCCGUCCUCGACGUCUUAAAGUUCUACGACUCAAAGGAAACGGCCAACAGCCAAAAAUACAUGAGCUUCACAGAUAAAACUGCAGACGCCUUCAACUCCUCCAUCGUAACGAGCUCCAAGGCGGUGUCGGAGACGCCCGCCAUAGCAACCGUGUCCGAGGAUGAAGACGAAGACGAGGCCGAGCCCCCGCCGGUGAUCGCCCCCCGCCCUGAGCACACCAAAUCGAUUUACACCCGCUCAGUGAUCGAGCCGCUCCCUCCUCCUUCCACCAAAGAUGCAGCCACUUCCCCCAUCAUCCCACCGGCCACCGCCGCCGUCACCCCCGCCCCACCUGCAGAGCCGGCUCCCGGCAGCCCCCCCAGCGCAAGCCCCGCCCCCGGCCCGUCUCUGCCCCGCGCACAAGAUAAAAGCAAGAAGAAGAAGAUGUCUGACGAGGAGAUCCUGGAGAAACUAAGGACAAUUGUUAGCGUGGGAGAUCCCAAGAAGAAAUAUACUCGGUUUGAAAAAAUAGGACAGGGAGCCUCUGGUACGGUGUACACAGCUAUAGACAUCGCUACAGGACAAGAGGUUGCCAUUAAACAGAUGAACCUGCAGCAGCAGCCAAAGAAAGAGCUGAUCAUCAACGAGAUUCUGGUGAUGAGGGAAAACAAGAACCCAAACAUUGUCAACUACCUGGACAGCUACCUGGUCGGCGAUGAGCUGUGGGUGGUGAUGGAGUACCUGGCUGGAGGUUCGCUGACCGACGUCGUCACGGAAACCUGCAUGGAUGAAGCUCAGAUUGCUGCCGUGUGCAGAGAGUGUUUGCAGGCGCUGGAGUUCCUCCACUCGAACCAGGUCAUCCAUCGAGACAUCAAGAGCGACAACAUCCUGCUGGGCAUGGACGGCUCCGUGAAGCUCACCGACUUUGGAUUCUGCGCCCAGAUCACUCCGGAACAGAGUAAGCGCAGCACCAUGGUGGGGACUCCUUACUGGAUGGCUCCGGAGGUCGUGACCCGGAAGGCUUAUGGACCCAAAGUGGACAUCUGGUCCCUGGGCAUCAUGGCCAUCGAGAUGGUGGAGGGGGAGCCGCCGUAUCUGAACGAGAAUCCCCUCAGGGCGCUGUAUCUCAUAGCAACCAACGGGACGCCGGAGCUGCAGAACCCAGAGAAACUGUCAACAAUAUUCAGAGACUUCCUGAACCGAUGUCUGGAGAUGGACGUGGAGAAACGAGGAUCCGCUAAAGAACUACUGCAGCACCAGUUCCUGAAGAUGGCGAAGCCUCUCUCCAGCCUCACUCCUCUCAUUCUGGCAGCCAAGGAGGCGGCGAAGAACAACCGCUAGCUGCCGCUGCUCUCGUUUGUCGUCAUGGUUGCGUGAGUCUGAGGCCGCCGGCCCGGUUACAAAACCCUCAGAAGGGCUUGAGUCGUUCUCUCUCUCCUCCUCUGAGUGUUUUCUACCUCGGAGCUGCUUUAUUUGCCCCGUCUCCUUCCACCCCGACCGCCUAGCAGAGAGGAAAAGCCCCUAAACACUCCACCGGACCCGGGCGAAGGGACCGAGGGGCGUCUCCAGAGCCCAAAGACGGCGGCUCGUUUUUAUUGUUUUUAAAUCAGGACCACGUCGUUGGACGUUUUUUAUUUUGUUUUGGAAGCGGUUCCUUUUCCUGUUUUUUUAUGAAUCAAUUUUAGUUGUUGCGUGUCUGUCACCGUGGACCGUUGGGAUUUGAAUCAUGUCGAUCGCAGCGUCGCCCUGUGCGGAGCCGGUCGGGUUUGGUACUUUGUCGUGUCUUUGUUAAUGAAACACUGGUUUGCCCAGAGCCAUCGAUGGACGAGGUUCAACAUAAAACCGGAUUAUCGUCUUUCACUGGAGCACCAAAACCACAGGUUGCUCCUCAACGACUUUACGUCACCUUAAGCUAUUAAUUCUAUGGUUUUAAUACAUAAAUGAUCUUUUUUAUUUGUCAUCUCACAUAUAAAAAAGUAUUCUGGAUUUCUUCUGUUUUUGCUUUUUUGUCACAACAAAAUGUUUCAGACCAUCAAACUGUUUUUAAUAUUAGACACUGAUGAACAGAGGAAACACAAAAAGCAGUUUUAAAUGGCAAAAGCAAUCCAAGAAGUAAAACCAGAGUUAGUGAUAAUCAGAGUUGGUUAGUAACUAAUUACAUUUACCUGGGAAACUUUUUUGAAAAAAAUUACUUUUACUGUACUUUUUACUUUUACUUGAAUAUCUCUAGUAAGACUAUUUCUACUCUUACUAGAGUAAAAUUCCUGGAUUUUCAACCCGCUGAAUUAAAAACAAACAUGUUUUAACCAAACAUUUACCAGACACAGACCUACAGUUUUUGUUAGUUUCAUAAGUUUUUUAUUGAAAGAAACUGAUUUGGAAAAAAUUAUUUCCCCUGAUUUUGUUAUUUUUUUGUUGUUAUUUUUGUCCAUAAAAUACCAAAUUUUCCAUUUAACUAAAAACGUUGGUUUGUCUGAUGAUGUAAUUUUUAAUAUUAAAUGAUUGAUAAUUUGACCAAUUACUCCGUACUUCAGUAGACGUUUUACCAAAUACUUUUUUAUUUGAGUAAAAAUAUGUUGAACCAAUGCUGCUCUUACUUGAGUACAAAUUUUAGGUGCUCUACCCACCUCUGCUAAUAACUGGAAAUCAAUAAUUUACAUAAUUUUGAGGGCCACAUUUGGCCACGCCCCUUUGUGCGUAUUGGCUCCGCCCACUUUGCUGGAACUUUCCAGAAAUUGUCGGGGGGCGGGGCUAGUUAUAUUAGCUUCUUUCACAUAGAGGCCAGGUUGGUUUGCAUUGUUUUGUUUUCUGUUAUCAAAUAAAAUAAUAAUUUAAAAACUAAAUUCAGUUCUGCUCUGAAACAGAAACGUGACAAAACGACUGAAUAAAUCUGUAAGGGGGCAAAUACUUUCUCACAGAUCUGUAGAUAGAGCUGUAGAAUUAAAAAAGGGUGUGUUUUUUUAUUUUAUUUUAUUAUGUCUGUAAAAGAGGAACUGUCCAUCUGUGGCUCUGGGCGUCGUCGGUUUGGGGCUCUGGGGGGAAUGUGCAUGAGAACCACCUGUUCUUUGUUUUUAUACGGUACUUUUAGAGUAAGAAGUGACAAAUGAGCGUAGCGACGAUAAUGAAGGAUGCUUGUGUAGAGAUCAUAUCUGAAUCCUAUUUUCAGAAGACGAAUAAACGUUGUUUUUCAGCCCGGAGGAGCCCUGUGAACAAGAGGUGUAUAUUUUACAUGCAAGAAGGAAAAAACCGUUCCACCUUUUGUUUACAGAUCAUUUUUUAUAUAUAUUGAUCAGAUCAUUACACGUUUAUAAUUUUUGGAUAAGAAGUUGAGCAUCAGAGAAUCUACAAACUCUGCAAACAUCUCCUAAACAUUUAUCCGAAACUGUCUCUGACUUUAUGAUUUCUUUCUUUUUUUAAAUUGUUUUUUUAGGUACUUUUGGCCUUAAACUGUUUCAAAGGCUUAAAACUUGUUUUACCGUCUGAUGGAAGUGACGAGCUGCAGCAUUUUCAGUCGAAACUCCAUUUAAUUUGAACACAACUUAAAGCUGAACUGUUAUUACUAAAUAUUUCAAUGCAGCAAAUCAGCAGGUGCAACAAAAUGUAAACAUUAUCCGCUUUGCAUCAGAAAAACAGGCGAAGGUUUAAUGAUUUAAUGUUUAAUAACUGGCUGAAAAUGUUGCAGUUGUGUUGUGUCCAGGUCUGAAUCCCCAUAAAGCUCAAUUAAAAGGGCUAUUCUGUAGUUUUCCAUAUUUAGUUUGAAACCCAGAGUCACGAUGCAGGAGCUGCCUGUCGAAAACACACAAACUCUGCAAAAACACAAAAUCUUACCAAGUAUUUUUGAUCCAGUUUCUGGUGCAAAUAACUUAAUAUACUUGAAAUAAGAGAAAACUAACUUACAAGUUACUUCUAAGCAAGAUAUAAGAGUUUGUUUUAAAUUAAUUUCUUAAUAUUGAUGGAAAAAGUACCUGUUCUAUUUCACUAUUAACAUGGGGAACAUGUUUCAUUAUAGAUUAAACAGCGUAUUACGGCCAGCGCAUAGGGAAAAAAAGAGUACAUCUCUGACAAAAAAUCUUACUAAUUUUCUAGAAAAAUCGUAGAAUUUUCUGAGUUUGAAAAUUUGCUAGGAAAAAAAAACAAAUUCUAAAUUUAAUCUCAGGAAUUUGAGAAAAAAAAGUGGAAAUAAAAGUUGAAAAUUUGAUAAACCCCAGCAUAUUCUCAGUCAGUUGGGUUUCCAAACAUCUUUUAUAUAUUGACUUUAUUUUAGUAAAGCACAAUUCUUUUCACAAUUUAUUUCACUUUUGAUUCUCAGACAUAAACAAUAAUUAUCAGUUUUUUCAAGGUUUUAUAUUUCCAAGCAACCAUUUGCAGUCCUGGUCUGAGCAGAUUAGUCUUCAGUGUAAAUAACCAUGAAUGUGUUUCAGUAACUGUCUUAUGUAAACUUAAUGGCCUUCUAAGGCUUAUAAAAUGGCGUUCAAACUGCUUACGAGUUGAUUUGAGUUGAAAAAUAUUUACUUUUUUUCAGCUCCAGUGAGAUUGACUGAUAAAUUCAGCAGAUUGGAAGAAAUUCAUUUCAUAUGAAUUCAAAAUGAAAGUUUUCAGAGAUUUCAUCAAAUCUACGAAAGAUGCUGACUGCUUAUAGCGCUCCAGAUAACCCCACUUUUUAAAACAUAAAGCAGGACUAUCCUCGGUGUCCAGACGUUUAGCACAAAAUCACCGAGUUGAAAGCACACAGCAGCCACAAUUUAUUAGUUUUUUUACAUUUUAUUUAAAAAUGUAAAAUAUUUGUUUUAUUAUUUAUUUACAUUUUUCAAAUUUAUAUCAUAUACUACAGAAAUAUAACCAAAAUAUUACAAAAUGUAAAAUAAUUAUUUGGCAAAUUAUUUUCUUUUUAUCUGCUUAGCAACAAAUUAACAUGAUUUUAUUUAAAAUGUCUGAAAAAGUGUCUCAAAGUUGUACAGUUUCAAAACUUGUGGGUCAAGAAAUCAAUUUUAGUUUAUUCCAGCAACAAAAAUGAGAAUUGUCUUUGAAAACUCUGAACUGUAUUUUGCCCAUUUUAAUUAUUGGGGGCAAUAAAAUGUGUUUUGGAGAAAAAAGUCGCUGGAGAUUUGUGGCUCUGCUCACUUUGUCAUUAAAAUGAAAGCAAAAAAACAAACAAAAACAAAAAACACUUAAUUUGUACUUAAAA
Messenger RNA from Xiphophorus hellerii (green swordtail), 5962 nucleotides. RefSeq names its product p21 protein (Cdc42/Rac)-activated kinase 1 (gene pak1). The transcript has 15 exons. Gene Ontology annotation, biological process: protein phosphorylation. The record is from RefSeq and is a predicted model, not a curated record. Bases 439 to 2118 code for a protein of 559 amino acids. Gene Ontology annotation, molecular function: ATP binding; protein serine/threonine kinase activity. Lineage: Eukaryota; Metazoa; Chordata; Actinopteri; Cyprinodontiformes; Poeciliidae.